Molecule: messenger RNA, 1621 nt
Organism: Columba livia (rock pigeon)
Lineage: Eukaryota; Metazoa; Chordata; Aves; Columbiformes; Columbidae
Gene: SVOPL
Product: SVOP like
Exons: 11
Coding region: 1-1239 (412 amino acids)
Biological process (GO): transmembrane transport
Cellular component (GO): membrane
Molecular function (GO): transmembrane transporter activity
Source: RefSeq, a predicted model, not a curated record
AUGGUGUUUUUUGGCUACAUGGUCUUCAGCAUAGUGCUCGGGCUCCUGGCCGACAGGUAUGGCCGCUGGAAGAUUCUGCUGCUCUCAUUCCUCUGGGCAGCCUAUUUCUCCUUGCUGACCUCAUUUUCCCCAUCCUACAUCUGGUUCGUGUUCCUGCGGGCCAUGGUAGGAGGCGGCGUGGCGGGCCACGCACAAGGGCUCAUCAUAAAAACGGAAUUUUUGCCCACCAAAUACCGAGGAUACAUGUUGCCCUUAUCUCAGGUGUUUUGGUUGACAGGAUCCUUGUUAAUCAUUGGCCUGGCGUCAGUGGUGAACCCAACCAUUGGCUGGCGGUGGCUGAUCAGAAUUGCCUCCAUCCCCGGCAUCCUUCUCAUUCUGGUGUUCAAGUUCAUCCCGGAGUCAGCGCGGUACAACGUCUCCACGGGAAACGUGGCAGCAGCUCUGGCCACGCUGCAGAAGAUCGCCAAGAUGAAUGGGGCGGUGAUGCCUGAGGGGGUGCUGACGGAGCCCGCCAAGGAAAGGAGAGGAAGAUUCAAGGACCUCAUCCACCCCAAAUACCUCAGAACCACUUUGCAGAUAUGGAUCAUAUGGCUUGGCAUCGCUUUUGCUUAUUACGGCGUCAUCUUGGCCAGUGCUGAGUUACUGGAGCGGGACCUCGUCUGUGGCUCCGCGGCACCACCGGUGCGAGACUCCAGCCACGAGUCCGAGGAGAGCCGCAGCCCCUGCCACUGCCGCUUGUUCAGCCCCAACGCCUACCAGACCAUGAUCAUCAGCACAGUUGGAGAGAUCGCACUAAAUCCUUUGAACAUUCUCGGCAUCAAUUUCCUCGGAAGACGCCUGAGCCUGUGUAUCACCAUGGGAUGUACAGCGCUAUUCUUUCUUCUCCUUAAUAUCUGCGUCUCGAGCGCAGGCACGAUCGGGUUUCUCUUCAUGCUGCGCGCCUUGGUUUCAGCCAACUUCAACACCAUCUACAUCUACACAGCAGAGGUUUAUCCCACCACAAUGCGAGCCCUGGGGAUGGGAACAAGUGGGUCAUUGUGCCGUGUUGGAGCUAUGGUGGCCCCAUUUAUAUCACAAGUUCUUAUAAACGCUUCUUUCAUUGGGGCCCUGUGUCUUUUCGCAUCGGUGUGCAUUGUCUGUGCCAUCUCUGCGUUCACGCUGCCCAUCGAGACCAAGGACAGGGCACUGCAGGUUUGUGUCACCCCUCCAGGAACUCCCCUGUAUCUAAAUGCUACUUAGAAACUAGUAGACUAUGAUUCAGCCAGAAUCAGGGAACUGCUGGACAAACUGAAGUGGAAGAGGAGAGUUUACAGAUCAUGGAAGGAGGGGCUGGCCACUUGGGAAGAAUAUAAGGCUGCUGUUAGAGGAUGUAGGGAGCUUCUUCAAAUACACGGCAGAUAAAACUAACACUAGAGGCAAUGUAGGCCCACUGGUGAAUGAGGUGGGUGCCCUGGUGACAGAAGAUACAGAGAAUGCAGAAUUACUGAAUGCCUUCUUUGUCUUUCUUCGUCUACUCUGCUGGAGGCUGUCCUGAGGAGCCCCGUACCACUGAGGCCCCAGAGGAAGUCAGGACAAUGGAGGAGCUUGUCUUGGUUGAUGAGGACUGGGUUAGGGACUGAUU